Molecule: messenger RNA, 1290 nt
Organism: Emiliania huxleyi CCMP1516
Lineage: Eukaryota; Haptophyta; Isochrysidales; Noelaerhabdaceae
Exons: 2
Coding region: 607-1290 (227 amino acids)
Molecular function (GO): acyltransferase activity, transferring groups other than amino-acyl groups
Source: RefSeq, a predicted model, not a curated record
CGUCAUCUGUGAGUACCUCGAGGACCGCUGGCCCGCCUCGGAGGCGCGCUCGGCGCAGCGGCGUGCGGCAUGCCGAUUGUUCGUCGACCGGUACUCGGCCGCCAUGCCCUACAUGCCGCUUCUGCGCGCUGAGGAAGGCAGCGAGGCGGAGGCCGAGGCGCGGCGCGCGCUCGAGGAGGGCAUGCGGGCGGUCGACGCCUUUCUCUGCGAGUACGCUGACGGCGACGGGCCCUUCUUUUUCGGCGAGAGCUUCUCGCUGGCCGAGGAGGCGUGCGCUCCGUUCGCGCUGCGCCUGAUGCGCGUGCUGCCGGCAUUGCGGCCGCAGCACGAUCCCGCUUCGAUGCUCGAGGCCCUGGGCCUGGCUCGGCUGGCGACGUGGCUCGAUGCGGUGGUGCAGCGGCCGAGCGUGACGUCGACGGCGCCACCGGCGAGCGACAUGGUUGCCGCCUCCAAGCUGCUGCUCGAGCGGAUGAAGGGCGCGGCAAAGUAAGGCCCGGGAGGCGCUGGCGGGAGGUUCGUCCGCUCGUCCUCGGCCGCGCCGGUGGGCCGGCGGCCUGACAUGAGGGCGUCUUGGACAAAGCAAAACCGCUCUGACGACGCCGGAAAAUGAAAGGCCGUGCCGGCAGCCCUGGCAAUUGGAGCACUUGGACGGCCACUGAAGCCCUCAGCCUCUGCACGCUGCCGCCCGAAAGCCUACGUGAGGCGUCACGGCUGGCAGCCGCUGCUUUCGAGACCAGUCCGCCCUAUGUCGCGCUCUGCGGCGACUGCGACCGCGCCUGGCGGCUGCAGUUCUUGCAAUGGUUCUUUGAGCGCAACUUUCGCAUUCGAGCCGCUGGUCCAGUCAACCGGGCGGUGUUUCGCGACGGACGGCUAGUCGCCUUUUUCAUGUUCGUCACCCCCAACGUUCCAGACAUCGGCCUGCUCGACAUGCUUCGGACCGGGCUGCUUCAGGCGCCAUUCCUCUUCGGCCCCGGCGUGGUGAAACGGCUCCUCUCGCUCAAGGCCGAGUACGAGCGAGUCGAGCAAGAAAUCAUCGCCGCACACGGCAACCCGCCGGUUUGUCGCCUGGAGCGGAUGGUGGUCCACCCAGACGCACAGGGUAUGGGUAUCGGGAGCUAUGCUCUCGGGCUUGCGCUGAAGGAGGCAGACGCCGCAGGCCUUCCGGUGCUGCUGAGCACGCAGGAGGAGCGGAACGUGAGGUUCUACAGUCGGCUGGGGUUCGAAGUCGUGCGGACAGAUAGCCAUGACGCGUACACGAGCUGGGCGAUGCUCCGACAGCCGGUGCGAUAG